ACUGUGAGCGGCUGGCUCUCUGUGGGGCUCUUUAUCAUGCCGAACUGAUUCCUUUCUCAGACUUUGUGGACUAUUUUAACCCCAUCAUUCAAACCAAACAUUUUACUGUGAGGAAGCUCCUGCUUUAUAUUUUGAUUUUUGUUUUGGGUUUGGAGUGACGGACCCUAUGUGACGGACCUGCGCCGGCUGAGGCGCUCCGGGGCCAAACAAUACUAGAUCACAACAAAGGACACAAGAUGACAGAGGGCCGUGUGUCUCAGAUUCACCUCCUUGGCGGCAGGAAGCUGGAGCUGUUGGUUCAGCCUAAGCUAUUGUCUCGAGAGCUGUUAGAUCUGGUGGCGUCUCAUUUUAACCUAAAGGAGAAGGAAUAUUUUGGGUUGUGCUUCGAAGAUGACAACGGCCAGAACAACUGGCUCCAGCUGGAUCGUAAAGUGCUUGACCAUGCCUUCUCCAAGACUUCGGGGGAAUUAGAACUCAAGUUUCUUGUGAGGUUUUAUGUCGAGAAGAUCACGCUGUUGAAAGAGAAUACAACGGUGGAGCUUUUCUUCCUAAAUGCUAAAACUUUAGUGUUUAAUGAAACAAUUGAAGUGGAGAGCGACAAUAUUUUCAAGUUAGCCGCCUUUGCGUUGCAGGAGGCAAAGGGAGAUUAUACCAGUGCUGAGACUGCAGUGUCAGACCUGAAGCAGCUACCAGUUCUGCCCACCAGAGUACUGAGGGAGCAUCCUUCACUUCAUUACUGCGAAGAGAGAGUGAUUGAACACUACAAGAAACUGAAGGGAGUGACCAGAGGACAAGCCAUCGUAAAAUAUCUGGCCCUGGUGGAAUCUCUGCCCACAUAUGGAGUUCAUUUUUAUCCUGUGAAGGACAAGCAAGGAAUACCUUGGUGGCUUGGAGUCAGCUAUAAAGGCAUCAGCCAGUACGAUUUGCAGGAUAAACUGAAACCAAGAAAGUUGUUUCAGUGGAAGCAGUUGGAGAAUUUGUACUUCCGUGAAAAGAAGUUUGCAGUAGAAGUGAACGACCCACACAGAAGAACAGUGACCAAGCGAACAUUUGGACAAGCCGGCCUGGUUAUUCACUCCUGGUAUGCCAGCCACUCUCUGAUCAAAACCAUCUGGGCAAAUGCCAUUAGUCAGCACCAGUUCUACCUGAACAUGAAACAAACCAAAGUCAACAUGACCACAACUAGAAGCUCAGGAGACAUUGCAGUGGACCUCACUGCGAUCAGCGCCCCAAGGAUCAGUAAACUGUCCAGCAUUGAGAACAAUGAUCUGCUCAUCAGAGCCAGUAAUGGCAGCCUCAUUUCAACUGGUUCUGCAGACUCAGAAGUCAGUGAAGAGCAGAAGAAAGAAAAGAUUGCUGAAUUAAAAAAGAAGCAAAAGGAACUUCAGGAUAAACUGACACAGAAACUUGAAGACCUAAAACGUAUCUGCAUGGAUGAAGCUAAGCUCACAGGCAAACUGCCAAAAGAAUAUCCCUUGGCCACGGGUGAGAAAGCUCCUCAGGUGCCUCGCCGUGUUGGGACAGGUUUCAAGUUGGAUGUUCCGAACCAGCAUCAUGAGGACCCAUAUCUUAGAGAUCUGGAGAGCGAGCGUGCAACACAGCAGAAGAUUGUAGAGGCAGCCGAGAAGCUUUUACAGGAAGAAGGCCUCGACAAAACAGUGAAGAGGAAAAGAAAAAAUAACUUCCUGGACUCUCGGAAGAAACUGUUGGACAUUGAGAAAGAGAUAAACAGCUAUAAGAUGCAAGCAGGAAGGAAACCUACUCAGAGAUCCUCACUCACCUCAGCAGAUGAUGCCCAACGCUCAGACCUCAGCUCUCUGUCUGACAGCCUUACUCUAGAUGAUGAUGAUGAACUGGGUUCACACAGGGGGCGGUCUCAAUCGGCCCAGUAUUCCCCCAAGCUCUACCAUGCAGAAACUCUGGGCAUUUCUUACCACAAUAACCGACGAGCCUCUGCUAAUGACCAGCUGUCAGAGAGAAGGUUAAAUUAUGACCAAGUCCAGGAAUCCCUGUACUACAGUCCCACAGAUGCCUUACCAGGCUUCAACAGUCCCCACAAACUGUCGUCCAGACAGCCCUCUGAUGCCCGCAGCAUGCCUCCCACCCCUCUCCUCACCCGCAACGCCUACAGCAGCACACAGCUAAGAUCGGAGGAUGUUCCACAACAUUUCCAUCAGAGGAGCGGCAGCCUGGAGUCUCUGUCUCGGCUCCUGAACGAGACCAAACCGCCAGUACCUCAGAUCACCGUUAACUCAGCCCGACGCUGCAACAGUACAGAACUCAUCGACGAAUGCUCGUCGCACACCAGUCAGUCCAGCAUGGAAUACAGUGCACCCAGCAACCACACCCACAGGCCAAGAGUUCGUGGCCGACACAGAAAAGACCUUUACGCCAACACUGGCAGCAUGCCUAACCUGGCUCAGGCGGACACCCGCUGCUAUGCCUACCAGCCUCAAGGGCGACCCACCACUACGGCUUAUUACGUCACCGGCUAUCCCAGCCACCCGGAACCACAACCGUACUCCAGCCGACCUUACGUGUACGAGGAUGAAAUGGAGGGACACUACAACGUCAACCCUGCCUACCGCCGCACACAGGCAGCUUUCUACAGUCGCGACAUCCACUCUCAGUACUCGUCAGACAUGGUAGACGGCGUUUCUCAGAUAUCUUAUGCCACACUACGGCUGCCCAGGAACCGCCCGGUACACCGCAGCACUGAGCAGGUCAGCAGGAACAUCAAGAAAGCACUGGUGGCAGAACACCUGAAGGGCUGGUACCAGCGUAACGCUCCACAGAAACAGGGGAUGUACAACUGCGAGCAUGACAGAGGCUCACAGCAGAGCCUGAGUUAUCAGACUAUGCCUGCACCUUAUUCUCAGAAUCGCAGGAACAUGUGUUACUCUACAGUGUCAUCAGCCUCCUCCAGUGGAAACUGGCCCAUGAGUAAUUGUGGUAUGUCAGAUUAUGACAUGUCUGUGCACGAGACGCUCUCCUACUCAUACAGCGCAGCCUCCCACAGCCACCCACUCCACAGCAGAUCUGCCACCUCCCAGCUUUUAAAAGGUAAUUGGUACAGUCCUGAUGGACAGAGGCGCUGUACUUUUCUCCCCACUAGUCCCUCCUCUUCCUCCAGCCCCCCUUCAGAUUCCUCCAUACCCUCCUCUUCCUCUUCCCCCGGCUGUCGGUUCAGGCAGGUGUUUUCUGGCCAAGCACAGCAACAGCUCUCCAGGGGCCACAGGCUUAUUAAGGUGCCUUUUGCAGAUGGUAAAUCAUAAUCCUACGUAGACGUGAGCCACAUGGACUCUCAAAUGAACAACCAAACCCGUAUGGAGCCAGAGGAGCAGAUUUGCUGGCUUGAAAGCCCCAAACCAGGAACUAUUGUCUAGCUGGCUGUCGUGCUGAGCAGGAUUUUUUUUGGCGUGGACUAGCUUUCACUGUGCCUUACACUGCACUUACUGGAUUAGUUUGUUUUUUUUAUCUUCAGAGGACUUAACGAGUGAAGGAACUUAAUGGAUUGGAACAAAUGAAGGGCUCUCAGUUUUGUUUUUUCUCUUGAAUGCAGUUUUAAAAAACUGAAAAUAGCCUCUGUUGAAGUUGGAGUGUCUACAUGUGUUUGUGAUGUUAUCAUCUCUGCACUGAAACUACACCUGCUGUGGACUGCAUGUUUCAGCCAAAAUGUUUGCCUCCAGAGACCCCAACUUCACACAGAUCGUCUCUACAAAGAGGAACUCGAGCGAUUACGAACAAAAAUGGCCAUCUCCCUUUUCUGUCCCUGAAAGUCCUGUAUGAACACUGGAACCAUGAAGGAGGUCAAAAAUGAAGGAUUGAACUCAUUAAAAUAAGUUAAUAGAGAGGCUACUUUAUCCAGCAGCCACUCAACCUCCAAUUUGGUCUUUCUUUUUAUCACUAAAUACAAAGUGAGCCAGAUUUGUUGCACCAUGUGAGUAUUACAGCAGGUCACCAGUUAGAUUACUGCCACUACAGUUUUCUGUUUGUUAUGAACUCGAUAUUUGAUCCAUGCUGGAAAUCAUGGGCCGGUGCUCGUCUUUUCUCAUUAGAGAAUGAACCUUUAUGUAAGUGUUGUUUUUUUUGUAAAUACACUGGUUCUCUCCUUUUUUUAUAGAGCUUUUUUUUUAUAUAAUUGA
This is a messenger RNA of Cyprinodon variegatus (sheepshead minnow), 4145 nucleotides long. It is a transcript of the gene frmd4ba, whose product is annotated as FERM domain-containing protein 4B-like. Lineage: Eukaryota; Metazoa; Chordata; Actinopteri; Cyprinodontiformes; Cyprinodontidae. Gene Ontology annotation, biological process: establishment of epithelial cell polarity. Gene Ontology annotation, cellular component: bicellular tight junction; adherens junction; cytoskeleton. The coding region runs from base 237 to 3275 and encodes 1012 amino acids. The transcript is spliced from 24 exons. Gene Ontology annotation, molecular function: cytoskeletal protein binding. The record is from RefSeq and is a predicted model, not a curated record.